ACUCGGCUGCAGGGCAGCGGCGCAGAGCAGGCAGCCGGCGGGCGCUCGGACGGCUCACCUCCUGCUCCAGCUCCCACUCCUUCGCUGGGAGAGUUCUCCAGCCUGCGGAGUCGUGCGCCAGCGCCCAGCAGCCUCCCCGCGCCCCUUCCUGUCCCUCUGGGCACUCGGAGGGCAGGGCGCCUGAGGCCAAAGUUGCCCCGCACGGCCGGGCGGGCGAGCUCGAGCUACAACAGGCCCGCCGGCGGCGCUCGCAGCAACUUUGGAGAGGGGAGCAGCAGCCCCGGCGACAAUGACACCCUGGCUCGGGCUCGUCGUGCUCCUGGGCAGCUGGAGCCUGGGCGACUGGGGCGCCGAGGCGUGCACAUGCUCGCCCAGCCACCCCCAGGACGCCUUCUGCAACUCUGACAUCGUGAUCCGGGCCAAGGUGGUGGGGAAGAAGCUGGUGAAGGAGGGGCCCUUUGGCACGCUGGUCUACACCGUCAAGCAGAUGAAGAUGUACCGAGGCUUCACCAAGAUGCCCCACGUGCAGUACAUCCACACAGAAGCUUCUGAAAGUCUCUGUGGCCUUAAGCUGGAGGUCAACAAGUACCAGUACCUGCUGACAGGCCGAGUCUAUGAUGGUAAGAUGUACACAGGACUGUGCAACUUUGUGGAAAGGUGGGACCAGCUCACCCUCUCCCAGCGCAAGGGACUGAACUAUCGGUAUCACCUGGGUUGUAACUGCAAGAUCAAAUCCUGCUACUACCUGCCUUGCUUUGUGACCUCUAAGAACGAGUGUCUCUGGACCGACAUGCUUUCCAAUUUUGGCUAUCCUGGCUACCAGUCCAAACACUACGCCUGCAUCCGGCAGAAGGGUGGCUACUGCAGCUGGUACCGAGGAUGGGCCCCCCCGGACAAAAGCAUCAUCAAUGCCACAGACCCCUGAGCACCAGAUCCUGCCCCACCUCACCUCCCUCCCUCCCUGCUGAGCUUCCCUCGGACACUAACUCUUCCCAGAUGAUGACAAUGAAAUUAGUGCCUGUUUUCUUGCAAAUUUAGCACUUCGAACACUUAAAGAAAAGUCUCUGCUGUCAUAUGGAGUUUAUUUGGAACCAUCCUCCUGGCCCCACCCGACCCCUUCUUUUUGGUUUUGACAUCACCCAUUUCCACCUGGGAAUUUUUGGUGCCAUGCCAGAAAGAAUGAGGAGUGUACCGUCCUCUUCUUCAUGAUGAUAUAAUCUAUAUUUUUUUAGGAAAAUAAAAAUCGAAAAACUACCCCAUUUGGGCAUUGUAAUACCUACCCCUCUUUCUUCCUCCCCGCCUCACCAUCUCCCAGACCCCCCUCUCCUUGCCCUUCUCCUCCAUCCCAGUAGACACAGACAUGGUAGCUGCUGCAAGGUUAACCGUUUCAGUAUCAGUCAAGGGCAGCAAGCAGGUAGAUAGACUCAAGGUACGCAGAAGAUCUUACCCACUGAGGAGAUGCUACUGCGUGUCCCAACCUGAUAGUGUCUGUCUGUGUCUGCAUGUAAGAGUGAGAAAGGGAGGCAAGAAACUUCAAGAGAGGGUCUGAGAUAAUGCAGCACACACACAAUUCCCCUACCCCAGUGAUGCUUGGGUUGACCAGAUGUUUCUGAGUCUGGCACAAGCAGCCAGGCCAGAAUAACGGAAGUUUCUUAGUUGGUGAAGACUUAAAUAUCUGCCUGAGGUCAGAAGGCAAUUUGCCUGCCUUGUACAAAAGCUCAGGUGAAAGACUGAGAUGAAUGUCUUUCCUCUUCCUGCCUCCCAAAAGGUUUCCUCCUGGAAAACUCCUUGGUAGAUUUGGCCAGGAGCAUGCCUGUAUGUAAAUUGGAGAAAUACACACACCGUACACUAUCCACAGAUAUAGCCAAGUAGAUUUGGGUAGAGAAUACUAUUUCCGAAGUAGUGUUUAGCUCACCUAGGGGGAUGUGUUUGUAUACGCAUUUGCAUAUACCCACAUGGGGACAUAAGCUAAUUUUUUACAGGACACAGAAUUCUGUUCAAUGCUGUUAAAUACGCCAGUAGUUUAAUCUCUUCUAUUUUGUUGUCGUUGCUUGUUUGAAGAAAAUCAUGACAUUCCAAGUGACUUUUUUUUUCAUUUUAAUUAAAAUUUGAAAUUCUGAACACCCUCGGCAUCCCUCUAACUGGGGUCAUCUGACCUCUGUCCCUCUCCCUUUAUCCUGCUUCGUGUUUGGGGCCUUCAUUUAACUGCCUUAUGGGUUGGCUCAGAUGGGAGAUGAGUCAGUGUGGGUCAGAGGCUUGUGCACAGGAGGGAAGCUGCAAAAGUGGCCAGUCUGCUCCCCUCCCCCAGCUCACUGGUGGGUGAAUACCACCUCCUGAGGGUCUCACCUCAUGGAAUUAAAAUUGGUGGCCACUGGGGAAGCCUGACUCUGCAAUAAGCUAUAGGGUUUUUGUUGUGUUUUUCAAAAUAAAACUAUAAUAUAAGUUCUCCGAUUAAAUAAAAUUACUUUAAGUUUUAGUGUUGAAAGUGAGAUGCCGAGAGUAGGUGAUAAUGUACAUUUUACACAGCUGGGGACGGUAGGAAGGUGACGUUUAACAUGGGUGCUCUGUCUCUUUUUUCAGAUUUGUAUUUGUCCUGUAUGAGUAUUUGUAUCUUCAGUUCAUUCCACUUUAGGAAACAGAGCUGUCAAUUGAAACGGGAGGCAAAAAGAGAAACAGACAACAUGUUGUAAUGCCUUGCACACACGCAAAUAUGCCCAGGCGAGGUGUUUGGCAGAACCCCCAAGUGGCAAGGCAGUGCAGUCAUCUGGUUUCCUUAGGAUUGAUUUUAUUACCUGUACCUUUCACCUUGCGGCCAUGCCCUUUGGCUGGUGGAAAACGGGAGGCCUUCCCCUCUCAGUGGGCCUAUGUGCACAAAGGGGCUGAGGUCGGCAGGCCCAUGGUUUUUAUGGGGUGAGCCCCAGACUUGGUGUUCUGAGAUUUUAUUCAACCUCAAAGUCUUAUAAGGUAGAACCCCUGACCCAGCCCGCCCAUGUGCCCUUCCAUAAUCAGACAUCGGCAUCUCCUCUGUGAAGUCCCUGGCCAUUCUUGGUCCCUGGUGGGGUCACCUCCACUCACGCGAGGAGGGACUUGGGGUGAGGCCUGAGCCUGAGUCACCUGACAUUUCCUGCAGAAAGGUUGGCGGAAACACAGUCCCACCUGCCAGGCCCUGGCAAAGAGAACAGCAGGUCCUGGGAAAAGAAGGGUCUUUUGCAAAAUGAUGUCGUCAGAGGGCGGUUUUUGAGCUUUCUAUAAGCUAUAGCUUUGUUUAUUUUCACCUGUUCACUUACUGUAUAAUUUAAAGUCAUUUAUGUAGCUGAGACACUUCGUAUUUCAAUCAUAUCGUGAACGUUUUAUUUUGCUAAAUCUUGUGUCAUGUGUAGGCUGUAAUAUGUGUACAUUGUGUUUAAGAGAAAAAAAAAAUGAAACCCACAUGCCGCCAUUUUUCCUGAAUCAAAUUCUACAGUGGAAUGGAGGGUAAAAUACUUCUACUGUGCAGGCAGCUAGACUGGCGACGUGGGGAAAUGAAGGAAUUAGCACUUGAGACUCCUCCAGCCUCCUCCCUGCGGGCAUCCCAGUGCCUGCCUGCUGGAGUAGAGAGGAGGAGGGGAAAAAUAGCAGGUACAUUCACACCCUUGCUCUGAAUCAGCGGGCCCUGGGCAGUCUGCUGGUCAUUCCUCUUCCUUUAUACCCCGCAACCUCUGCCCACCCAAUUGGAAAACCAUGAUUUCUCCUAAAAAUCCAGGGCCAUGGGAUCUGUGAUUCCAAGAUCCCUUGGCCCCUUCUGGCUGGCUCUUCUGCCUCCCUAUCCAGGAGGUGCCACACCCAGGUUCUCACCUCUUAGGCCAGUGCUCCAUCGGCCAGGGUAAAUAAUACUGGACACUUGCAUCCUUUCCUGUUCCCCAGACCCAGACCUACGUCAUGGCAGUGGAACUACUGUCCACAAGCACCAUUUUUCAUACCAUUGUUCUUGAGCAAUUAAAGAAGCAAAUGAUUAUUGGAACAGCUCUGUCUCAAAAACGAUGUGGCCCCCUGGGAGAUAGUACUUUCCCCUGCCCCAAGCCAUCAUCCUGUGCUUGACGAUCGCCAAUAUGGAUUACCCCAAGAUGACACCCAAGCGUUGGGCUCUUGGCUACCUAAAGUAAAAAUAUCACUAAAAUAGUUUAUACAAGGAAAACACUUUACAAAUUGGAUGGUAAAAGCAAAACAAAAUGGGAGCGUGUAGGGUACGUGAAUAGUAACAGCCUCCAGACUGGCUCUUGGGAGGCAUGAGGAGGGGAAGAACUUAGACGCCAGUUCAGGCUCCGAGGGGAGGGGCUUUGUAAAUUCUCCUGUGCCCUGACCUUUCCCCUAAGCCAGUCUGCUGUCCUGAGACCCAGAAGUGAUGGAAAGAAACCAACCAGAGAAAACCCUGUCUGGAAGGAAUGUAUUUGUUGCUAAAUUUUGUAGCACUGUUUACAGUUUUCCUCCAUGUUAUUUAUGAAUUUUAUAUUCCGUGAAUGUAUAUUGUCUUGUAAUGUUGCAUAAUGUUCACUUUUUAUAGUGUGUCCUUUAUUCUAAACAGUAAAGUGGUUUAUUUCUAUCACA
This is a messenger RNA of Manis pentadactyla (Chinese pangolin), 4584 nucleotides long. It is a transcript of the gene TIMP3, whose product is annotated as TIMP metallopeptidase inhibitor 3. NCBI's taxonomy places the organism in Eukaryota, Metazoa, Chordata, Mammalia, Pholidota, Manidae. The transcript is spliced from 5 exons. The coding region runs from base 290 to 925 and encodes 211 amino acids. Gene Ontology annotation, molecular function: protease binding; metalloendopeptidase inhibitor activity. Gene Ontology annotation, biological process: negative regulation of membrane protein ectodomain proteolysis; negative regulation of endopeptidase activity. Gene Ontology annotation, cellular component: extracellular matrix. The record is from RefSeq and is a predicted model, not a curated record.